Molecule: messenger RNA, 2219 nt
Organism: Erinaceus europaeus (western European hedgehog)
Lineage: Eukaryota; Metazoa; Chordata; Mammalia; Eulipotyphla; Erinaceidae
Gene: DNAJC21
Product: DnaJ heat shock protein family (Hsp40) member C21
Exons: 12
Coding region: 49-1914 (621 amino acids)
Cellular component (GO): cytoplasm
Molecular function (GO): zinc ion binding; nucleic acid binding
Source: RefSeq, a predicted model, not a curated record
CGCCCUCCCGCGAGGCUUCUUCCGGAACACAGCCCUCCCCCCCAGUCCAUGCGGAGUCGUCGCCGCCGCCGGCACCGCCCCCUCCGCGCACCCGCGUGCCGUCUGUCGCCACCGCGUGCCGCCGUCGUCCCGCGCCGCUGCCGCCGCCGCCGCCGCGCUCGCUGGCUGGCCCGCUGCGGCCGCCCGGCUCCCGAGGCUGGAGAGGACCGCUGGUACCACCGCCAUCGUUUCGGCCCCAGCCCCGGCCCCGGCCCCGGCCCCGGCCUCGGCCUCGGCCCCGGCCCCGGCCCCGGCCCCAACCCCCCGCCCGGCCGGGCGAUGAAGUGUCACUAUGAGGCGCUGGGGGUGCGGCGCGACGCCAGCGAGGAGGAACUCAAGAAGGCCUAUCGGAAGCUGGCCUUGAAAUGGCACCCGGAUAAAAAUCUAGAUAAUGCUGCAGAAGCAGCUGAACAAUUUAAAUUAAUCCAAGCAGCAUAUGAUGUGUUGAGCGACCCUCAGGAAAGAGCAUGGUAUGAUAAUCAUAGAGAGGCUCUACUUAAAGGUGGGCUUGAUGGAGAAUAUCAAGAUGACAGUUUAGAUUUGCUUCACUAUUUCACUGUUACCUGUUACUCUGGUUAUGGAGAUGAUGAGAAGGGCUUUUAUACAGUGUACCGUCAUGUUUUUGAAAUGAUUGCAAAAGAAGAGCUAGAAUCUAUCUUAGAAGAAGAUGUCGAGGAAUUUCCAUCUUUUGGAGACUCCCAAAGUGACUAUGAUAAGGUAGUUCAUCCAUUCUAUGCUUACUGGCAGAGUUUCUGCACACAGAAGAACUUUGCUUGGAAAGAAGAAUAUGAUACCCGACAAGCUUCAAACCGCUGGGAGAAACGAGCCAUGGAAAAAGAAAACAAAAAGAUUCGAGACAAAGCAAGGAAAGAAAAGAAUGAGCUUGUCCGUCAGUUGGUAGCUUUUAUCCGAAAAAGAGAUAAAAGAGUACAGGCUCACCGAAAGCUUGUAGAGGAACAGAAUGCAGAGAAAGCAAAAAAAGCAGAAGAGAUGAGACGGCAACAGAAACUAAAGCAGGCAAAGCUGGCAGAGCAGUACAAAGAACAGAGCUGGAUGACAGUGGCCAACUUGGAGAAGGAGCUCAGGGAGAUGGAAGCACGGUAUGAAAAGGAAUUUGGAGAUGGAUCAGAUGAGGAAGAAACGGAGGAACAUGAGCUCAAAGAUGGACAGGAUGGUAAAGAUAGUGAUGAGGCUGAGGAUGCUGAGCUUUAUGAUGACCUUUACUGCCCAGCAUGUGAUAAAUCUUUCAAGACAGAGAAGGCGAUGCGAAAUCAUGAAAAGUCAAAGAAACAUCGGGAAAUGCUUGCCUUAUUAAAACAACAGUUGGAAGCAGAAGAAGAAAAAUUUUCAGGACAUCAAACUGAGGAGAACCUAUUGAAUGACAGUUCUGAAGAAGAGAUGGAGGAUGCUCCAAAACAGAAACUUUCUAAGAAGCAGAAGAAAAAGAAGCAGAAACCAACACAGAAUUAUGAUAAUUUCAAUGAAAAUGGUACUGGAGAAGCAGUCAAGGGUGAUCCUGAAGAAGACACCAGCUUAAACCAGUAUGCCAAAGAACUAGAAGACAGUCCUCCAGAAAAUGUCAGUGUCACAGAGACUGUUGAACUCUGUGAUGACACAAAAUGUGGAGCUAAAAGUAUUCCUAAACCUAAAGGAAAGAAAGCCAAAGAUAUGAAAAAAUCUCUCAAAGUAUCUGCUGACCCACAAACAAUGGGUGACGUUCUUAUCAGUUGUACAACUUGCCACAGUGAAUUUCCAUCCCGGAAUAAGCUUUUUGACCAUCUUAAGGCAACGGGUCAUGCAAGAGCACCUUCAUCAGCAUCGUUAAACAGUGUAACAAGUUGUCGAAGCAAGAAAGAGAAACGUAAAAACAGAUAGAAACUCUGCUAACACUUUUCUUUUUGUCUCUAGAAAACCAAAAACUGAACUGAAAUCAUCUAAAGAGUUAAAAUUUCCAUGAUCUGCAAUUUAUUGCAUUGUCGAAGAUUAUUUUUAUCUUAUAAAAGCGUUUUUUGUUUAAUAUAUAUUUUUAAACAUUUCAUUAGUGAUUGAAUUCUACUUUUGCCAUCUGAGUUGACUUGAAUGUCUCAAAACACAUAAAUAUUGUAAAAUACGCAUUUUUGAUUUCUGUUGACUCAUAUGAACAGAAAUGUACAGGGAGAAUUAAAUUAUUUUAACACAUA